Messenger RNA from Manacus vitellinus (golden-collared manakin), 2712 nucleotides. It is a transcript of the gene RNF128, whose product is annotated as ring finger protein 128. Lineage: Eukaryota; Metazoa; Chordata; Aves; Passeriformes; Pipridae. The record is from RefSeq and is a predicted model, not a curated record. The coding region runs from base 178 to 1398 and encodes 406 amino acids. The transcript has 7 exons.
UGUCCACAGGGUUCCGGACCUGGCAACGCGUACGCUGAGCUCCCUGACACUUGGAGAGCUCACCUGGCUGGUGUCGGGUUCCUGCUGCAACUCUGCAGCAGGCUGUGCUCCAACAGGGAUCACCAGCAGCUGAAAAGACAUCUGGACAUCUACAUUUUCCACUGCUAGGAAGAAGCAAUGAAGCAAGUCGAGCAGUUGUGGUUUUUCUGUCUCCUGCUGGAUUUUUUAAUUUUAUUUAACACUACAGAGGCAAUGUCUGUGAUGGCCUCUGUAGGUUUGUUCUAUUUCGACAGCACCACCAACAUUACUGUGUUUGAGCGCUGCGAAUGUGGCCUGUAUGGCUUCAAUUCUCCUCGACUCAGUGCCCAGGGGCUUGUGGGCAUUCCAACAUCUGAGAAUCAUCAAGCCUGUGACAAAAAUACUGAGUUCACUGUCACGAGCGAGCCGUGGAUAGCACUGAUCGAAAGAGGCAAUUGCAAUUUUACUGAAAAAAUUCAGGUGGCAACCAGAAAGGGCGCAACAGCAGCUGUGAUCUACAAUUCACAGGGCAAAGGCAGCCACCCCAUCGUGAUGUUUCAUCCUGGUGCUGAAAAGAUUGUUGCAAUUAUGAUUGGCAACCUGAAAGGCAUGGAGAUCCUGCGGCGGAUUCAGAGCGGCAUGAGAGUGACAAUGGUCAUCGAAGUGGGGAAGAAGCGCAGCCUCUCCAUGAAUAUCUUCACCAUCCUCUUCAUCUCCGUGUCGUUUUUCGUUGUUGCAGCAGCAACCUUGGGCUGCUAUGUCUCUUACUCUGCUCGGAGACUCAUUGUUGCAAGGGCCCAGUCCAGGGAGCAGCGACGACUACGGGCCAGGGCUAAGAAGGCCAUUGAAGAGAUGCAGCUGCGCACCCUGAAGGAAGGGGACAAGGAGAUUGGUCCAGAUGGGGAUUCCUGUGUUGUGUGCUUUGAACAGUACAAGCCAAAUGACGUAAUGCGUGUUCUGACUUGCAACCAUGUCUUCCACAAGACCUGUAUUGACCCCUGGCUUCUGGAACAUGGGACGUGUCCACUGUGCAAAUGUGACAUCCUCAAAGUUUUGGGUGUUGAGAUGGAUGUAGAAACACGGUCUGAGUCUGUGCAAGCCUCAGGAUCCAGUGGGCAGAGACCUCUAUCCACUGUCACUAUGGUUAAUGAAGAUGAUAAUCUCAGUGAGACAGCAUCAUCUGGAUAUGAUUCCGUACAGGGCCCAGAGGAAUCUGCUCAGGAAGCACAUGCACCAUCAGAAAAUGACAACACACCUCCUGUAAAUGAAGAAUCCCAGCCCUCCACUGUGACUGCCCUUUCGCAGGGUGACAACCCGGGUUUUGAGGGAGAUGAAACGCCAGCUUCUGAGGGCAGGGUCGUUUGUGAAGUCACGCUCUAAGGACGUGCCCAGCCAUGGUGCAAGCCUUCUGCAAGGAGCUGCCUACUGCCAUUCCAUAUAUACCAAAAAUUGCAAGACUGCUGCAGAAAAUACUGCGCUGGCAAUGUUUAGAUAAAUAGACUUGCUCAAAUCACAAUUGUAUGGUUUGCCUUUCUUAAAACUGCAUUUCCCACGUGAGUUUUAGCACUCUGCAGAUAAAGCUGUCUUAAAUAUAAAGAAAACCAGCAGAUUCUAACACUAAAACAAAAGUUCCAUCUUCAACAAAGCUUCUUCUCAGUGCUUGAGUUGUUUAAAUGAGAAGAUUCUUUAUGUUGUAGCUGUCUUUACUGGGAAGUGUUUUGAGUUGGGUUUUUUUUUUGUUGUUUAUUGUUUUAAUUCAAGUGGAUUUUCAUUGUAAACAAAUUAAUUUUUGAUCUGGUGUAAUGCUUAUUUACAACACACGAGGUUUUUUUGAACAACGCUGUAUUUAAUGUUUCAGUGCACUAAUUUGAUAGGAGAAAAGUGCGAACUAAUGCUUGUAAAACUGGAUUUUGUCCACAGUGUCUUUUGGUUCUCUAGGAAACCAACUGAUUCUCUACCUCUCAACUCCAACCUGCCAACCACACAUUCCUAAAGGGGAAGAAAAGAAAGCUGCAAGCUGACAGGCCAAAUCUGACUUGCACAGUACCGUAAAGGGAACAACUGCAGGAACUUUUCAAGCCUUGUUAAUGUUAAACAGUCUGAAAGAUCCUCAAGUGACUUGGGGAGUUAUAACCAUCUCUAGCACCAGCAACAUGCCAGAGUCCUGGCUUUGUGGGAAUCUGGGAUGACUUCAGAAAGAGUAAACUGAAGAUGAAAAGAUAGAUUCUUCCCAAAGGAUCUGCUGUGUUUUGUUCAGAAAAUGAUGCAGCCUCUGAAAGAUGCUGCUCUGUUGCUGUGUGUUGUCUUGCUCAAGUGCACAAGCUGCAGGGAGAGCUGACGUCCUGUGAGUGUGACAGAGGGUUGGAGAAGCUGUCUGCCACCUGUGUGGAGUUGGGAUGGGGUCAAGGAGGAACACUGGGUGCCUCAAUAGUAAGUGACUUGGCCUUGCCCAGCAAAGGUAACUAAGGAUGUCUUACAAAUGCACUUUAUUUUUUUACCUCUGUCUCUUUGACUAGUUUCUAAUAUUAGCAGGACUUUGCCUUAAAGCCUGCAAUAAAGAACUUCAGAAUCUGGAGGGGAAAAGCAAUGCAUUUUAUUAGUUCUAGUACAAAUUAAAUGGUUGUAAAUAUUUCAUAAUUUGUAUUGAAUUUGAAUAUGAAAAUGUAAAUAAAACUCUAUUUUUGAUGAUCCUGA